AAAGCGUCGGCGUUUGGUUCGAGCAUCAGUCGCGAACGGCCCGCGGUCUGAAUCACCUGUCGAUAGCAGUGCGCGCGCGCCACAGGAAGUGCAGUGAAUUACCGGACAAAACAACUGUUAACAUUCGCCAUUCAAAAUCUGAAAGCGAACACCUUUUUUUAAUGCUCGGUGAGAGCCAAGGACUUUUUUAUCUGUGUCCGUGAAGUCACGUCGAGGGUUCAAAUCAGUCAGCGAGGUGACACUUUCUCCGAUAGAGCACGUGUCUUCCCACGGUGAAACCGUGCGAAGUGAGAAAAUGGUCUCACCACCAACCAGCAACAAAGCCAGAUGUGUCAGAUGACUGAGUACAAUGCAUGCGAGGGUUACAUCUCACCCGACGCGAGUCCGGUUAAAACCAGUUCAGUACAAAUGCAUCAUAGGGUUCUGGUUGCUUCUGAACAUUCUAGAAGUGGUGGUCGCCAACAGACCGCCCAGGUUUCUCAUAGAUGGGCAGUCAGAAAUUGUUGUCAGGCUGAAAGAAGGACCUGAUACGCCAAUCGGUAGUCUAAUAUACCGGCUGAGGGGCGUUGACCCCGACGGAGAUUCGUUACAAUUUGGCAUUAGAGACCAACUUGGUAGUGAUAUUUUAAGAUUAGAAGCCAUUUCAUCCAACGAAGCUAAUAUUUAUUUAGUUAAGGAAUUAGAUAGAGAGGUCCGUGAUGAAUAUACUUUUGUGUUAACGUUGACUGAUGGACACUUAGGCGAUGGGAAUUUUAUAACACAAAGCUUCUUGUUGUUAGUCGAAGAUGUAAACGACAACGAACCAAUUUUCAAACCGUAUCCAUCUGCUAUCACAGUAAAGGAGGAUGCUUCUCCUGGAAUUUUAACAACUGUCGAAGCAACUGAUCUUGACGAGGGAGCUUACGGACAAGUGCUUUACCACUUACAAGAAUUAGACGGAGACGUUCAAAACUUCGCUGUGCAAACCGUGAAUGGGAAGGGAGUGAUCCGUUUGACAAACCGAUUGGAUUAUGAAAGGAAGUCGUUGUAUCAACUCCGGGUGCUGGCUGUGGACCGCGCGAAUCAGGGCAGAGUUAAUACUGGGACGGCUGCGAUACUUGUGAAGGUCCAGGAUGUGGAGGAUCAACCUCCUGAGUUUGUUGUUGCCAGUCCUGUGACGAGGAUAAGUGAAGAUGCACCGAUUGGGACAUCUGUUUUGCAAGUGCGAACUAUUGAUGGUGACCGUGGCAUCAAUAAUCGCAUAUCAUAUAGCAUCAUAGCUGGUGGAGAGGAGCAUUUUGACAUUGACAGCAGUUCUGGAGUUGUGUACACUGUUAACCAGCUUGAUAGAGAAGACCCUAACAACAGCAAUGGAGCUUACAUAUUGGAAAUAUUGGCUACUGAAGAAUCCCGUGCCAUAUCUCCAAUGCCCAGUGCCACCACCGAGGUGACCGUCAUAGUAACGGAUGUGAACGACGAAACUCCUCGGUUCAGGAAUGACAGAUAUGUUGGUGAAGUGCUUGAGAACGCACAGCAGAAUACGCCUAUCACAUUCCUGCAAGAUGCCAUUCCUGAGGUCUUUGAUUAUGACCAGGGUAAAAACGGUACAUUUGAGCUAUACCUGAGUGGAGACCACGGCGUUUUCGAUGUGACGCCAUUCAAAGGCAUCAACGAGGCUUCCUUCCUCAUCAGAGUCAAUGAUGCAUCCUUCUUAGAUUACGAGAAGGUCACUGUCAUGAAUUUCAGUCUAGUCGCCAAAGAAAUUGUUACCAAAGAUCCUAAAAUGAGCAUAGUGCCAAUAGUAGUCCACAUAAAGGAUGAGAACGACAACUUUCCAGAGUUCACAGAGUCUCUAUACACAGUGUCAAUACCUGAGAACUGUGGUGUUGGCACCACGGUCGCCUGGGUGCAGGCACUUGACCAGGACUCAGAUAAUUAUGGCACGAGGGGCAUAAGAUAUACCAGCCUUGGUGGGAGUAUUGCUAAUUUGUUAAACCUAAACCCAAUAUCAGGAGUAAUAACAGUAAAACAAGCGGGCGGUGACAGUUUCGACCGCGAGUUAAUUUCCCGCCAUUACCUGACAGUUGAGGCUCGCGACGACUUGGGCAAAGGCAACAGGAAUACAGCCCAGUUAAUUAUUAACAUAGAGGAUGUAAAUGAUAACGCUCCGAUGUUUCUGGCCAAUAAGUAUGAAGCUAGGCUGCUUGAAAAUGAAAAGCAGUUUGAGAAUCCACUUGUACUUGAAGCUAGGGAUUUGGAUUUGAAUGGUACAAAAAACAGCCAUAUAGAAUACUCAAUAGUCAGUGGAGAUUAUAAGAACAAUUUUACAAUAGAUCCGAACUUGGGCAUCAUCACGCCAGUCGGAGGUUUGGACUUUGAACAGAUACCGGGGGAUAACAGUAAUUUACGACCCAUACAUCUUACGGUCCGCGCCCGUGACUUCGGCGAGCCGUCCCUCUCAUCGACAGUUCCCGUAACGAUCUACAUACAAGACGUGAACGAUCACGCGCCGCUCUUCCAACAGAUGAUGUACAAGAGAUCUAUCCCUGAAGAUAUGCCGGGAGGAACCAGUGUGCUGGAGGUGAAAGCCCGCGACGCGGACGGGUCGUCGCCGAACAACCGUGUAGUGUACCGCAUACAGCGCGGCGCUAGUGACAAGUUCGUCAUCGACUCCCGCUCCGGCGUCGUGUCUGUAGCUAAUGGAUCCACGCUAGACCCCGACAGGACCACGCCCAAGAAUAAUAGAUAUACUCUUACUGUGGUGGCAAUAGACGGCGGUAUAGGCGACCAGCAACUGAGCGCAGCAGUGUUGGUGAACAUCACCAUAGUAGACGUGAAUAACAAGCCGCCGAUGCUCGUCGAACCUGGGACGAUCACCGUUAGGGAGAAUACGCAGGUAGGAACUCAAAUCUACCAAGCGGCGGCUCACGACCCGGACGAGCAGCCAGUGUUGCGCUACGCCAUAGACAAGACCGCCAGUGUUGCCAGGAACGAGGACGGCAUUCCACUAGCUUUGACGGAGUAUGAUUACCUUUCUCUAUGGGACUUGAAUGCCGUGGAUGGAACUUUGAAGGUGGUCAGGCUUUUAGACCGAGAGAAGCUCGAGAUAGUUAAACUAGUGCUAACAGUAGAAGAUAUGGCAGCCAUAGACGGUGGGCCUAAACAAACUGCCUCAGCUACCCUCACAAUAGUCAUAGACGAUGAGAAUGAUAACAACCCUGUGUUUAGAAAGCCUUUGUAUAAGACCUCUAUUACGGAAAACUCGAAGAAUGGAGUCAAUAUUGCUACCGUUAUAGCUGAUGAUGCCGAUAAGAAUAAGAGUAUGAGUUAUUUUAUUGAAGGUCGCGAAGAGCUAUUAGGCCUAGUUCACAUGGACAUCAAGACAGGUGAAGUGGUAGUAGCGAGUAAGAUAGACCAUGAGAUGUAUCCGUGGAUCAACCUCACGGUCAAAGCUGUGGACAGCGGGGUGCCGCCGCGGUAUUCCGUUGUGGAUUUGUUUAUUCAGGUGUUAGAUGAAAACGACAACAACCCAGUAUUCGAGUCAUCAUCGUUCGAGUAUCGAGUGAAAGAGGAUGUGGAGCCGGGGACUACUAUAGCAAAUAUAUUGGCACGAGACGCCGACUCGGGAGAGUUUGGAAAGAUCACGUAUUUACUCGAUCGCAUAUCUACGCAGGGAAAAUUCCUAAUAAAUGCAGAGACAGGUGCACUAACGGUGUCAGACUGGCUGGACCGAGAGACACAGCCGACAUACAACCUUGUCAUAGAGGCCUGGGAUAACUACCAGUUCGGAUACCUCAGCGGAGAGAGCAGAAAUGCUUUUAAGCGAAUUGUCGUCUACAUAGAGGACGUGAACGACAACCCUCCGAUAUUACACGUGCCAUCCGACUGCACGACUAUAACGGAGUUUCACAACUAUCGGGAGCCGAUCGUGUCGGUGUCGGCGACCGAUGCCGACGAUAACUCCGCCCCUAAUGGACGGGUGCAGUUCCAUCUAGUUGGAGGGAAAGGACAUGAUCUAUUCCGCUUCGAGCAAGUAGGAGGCGACGCGAACACAGGCCGACUAUUCGCUCGACAAUCGCUAAAAGAUCGCUUCGGCAACUACACACUGGUAGUCGAAGCGAGAGACUUGGGCAUCCCGCCCAAUGUGGUUAGAGGAGAGUUGAAAUUGUGUGUGACUGAUUAUAACGAUCAUGCGCCAGUGUUUGUACAUCCACCUCAGAAUGUCACCAUUAAAGUACCUGAGAACGCGACAAUAGGCAGUGUGGUAGUAGAGGUCCGCGCUAUAGACGCGGAUAUUGGACCCAAUGGCGCGGUGCGGUACCGCCUGAGACAGGACGCGGCGGCUGCUUGGAGGACCUUCGCAGUUCACGCCACCAGCGGAGCUCUGAGGGUCACGCAGCCCUUGGAUAGGGAUAAACAGACUACGUAUCAGCUCAGAAUAGAAGCCUACGACCUCGGUCUACCGACACCUCUAAGUUCUGACCUGGACCUUACGAUAUACGUUCAGAACGUCGACAACUACCGGCCUAGGUUCCCCAACAGGCAUAUUCAUAUUAACUUUACGGAGAACGCUCCGAACAACGGUUUGUACCUGCCAAGCGUUAUAGAAAGGGAUGAGAUAGACAGAGGAGAUGAACCGGUGUUGCCAGUAUGUUAUUAUAUUGUUGCUGGCGAUGACGGAGCUGUGUUUGAGCUGCAAAGGAGUACGCAUAGACUAUCAACCCAAAAACCGUUGGAUCGCGAAGAGAAAGCAGAAUAUUCCCUCACUAUCCUAGCGACAGAGGACUGUUUGACUGUACCUAAGUAUGACGAAGAAGUAGAUCGGAUCAGUACCCUGACAGUCCAUGUUAUCGUCAACGAUGUGAAUGAUAACGCUCCUAAGUUUACCAACAAGAUAUUCACAGGUGGAAUCACUACUGAAGCCGAUUUUGGAAUUGAGUUUAUGCAUGUCAAGGCCAUAGAUCUUGAUGAAGACGAGAACGCUAAGAUAAGUUACUAUCUGAUUGGCGACGUAAAGGAAACGUUAACUGAAGGCCUCGAGAACUUGGCCGUGUCGCCGUUUCUAGUCAACGUUGAAACCGGUGCAGUUUCUCUCAACUUCGACCCUCAGAAGGGAAUGAAAGGAUAUUUCGAUUUUAAGGUGUUGGCAAAUGACACCGGCGGGCUACAAGACGAGGCUCACGUAUUCAUCUAUUUACUUCGCGAAGAUCAACGUGUUCGCUUCGUCCUUCGGUCGCACCCAUCAGAAAUACGUGACAAGAUACACUUAUUCCGCGAACGAUUGGCGCAAGUCACGGACUCCGUCGUAAAUGUUGACGAUUUGAGAGUCCACGAAAAUAAAGACGGCUCAGUAGACAAUACAAAAACGGAUUUGUACUUACAUCUUGUGAAUGGACAAGAUCAUUCGGUACUCGAAGUUGAACAAGUACUUAAAUUGGUGGAUAAGAAUAUUGAGCAGUUGGAUGAUUUAUUCAAGGAAUUCAACGUGCUAGACACGCAGCCUGCCGAGUACCAGCCACUAACAGCGGAGACGCUCUCGUCCAACCAGACAGUGUUCUGGCUUGUUUGGACGACAUUAUUCCUGUCUGUACUGCUGGUACUCACUAUCAUGAUGUGCCUCUCGCAGCGAGCUGAUUAUGUGAGGAGGCUGAAGGCUGCUACAGCCACGGCUUACUCAUCACCGACGCCAGGAGAAUCGGACAUGACCAUCCGAAGUUCAGGCGGCCGCGUACCCAACACAAACAAACAUAGUACAAAGGGAUCCAACCCAAUAUGGCUCCACGCUUACGAAAACGACUGGUACAAGUCAGAAGAUCAACUCAGUCGGUCAGAACGAGACUCGCUCGACGAAAACGCCGUGGACCAAGAUUUAUCCAAUGAAAAACCGUAUUUCAUAACCACCGGGGCUUUCCCGUCCAUAGAAUCCAACGAGACCGAACCCCAAACUAACCAAGCGAAAUACGACUUUUACCAACAGUUAGAACAAAUGAAAAACGCUAAAAAUAUGGAAACGACUGAAUUAUAAUCAUUAGUGUUAUGUGUAAUUAUAAGUUUUGAUAAUUAUGUGCCUUUGUAAAUUAUGUACCUCCAUUAUUUUCUGAAUAAAUUUUGUAAUUAUAUGAGCUAAGGACAAACCUUUUACUACAA
Helicoverpa armigera (cotton bollworm) is the source of this 6126-nucleotide messenger RNA. RefSeq names its product cadherin-23. The transcript has 28 exons. Gene Ontology annotation, biological process: homophilic cell-cell adhesion. The record is from RefSeq and is a predicted model, not a curated record. NCBI's taxonomy places the organism in Eukaryota, Metazoa, Arthropoda, Insecta, Lepidoptera, Noctuidae. Gene Ontology annotation, cellular component: catenin complex; plasma membrane. Bases 350 to 6004 code for a protein of 1884 amino acids. Gene Ontology annotation, molecular function: calcium ion binding; cadherin binding.